This is a messenger RNA of Saccoglossus kowalevskii, 1634 nucleotides long. RefSeq lists its product as uncharacterized. The record is from RefSeq and is a predicted model, not a curated record. Lineage: Eukaryota; Metazoa; Hemichordata; Enteropneusta; Harrimaniidae.
CACGGUUACUAAAACUAGUAACCGUGGUGGAGGAGAGUACUAUAGCAAAUUUGUGUCAGUCACUCACUCGUGAUGCAUCUGUGGUUUGUAAUUCACAUGUGACAUUAUUUGGUAAUUUCACUGAUAUUUGCUGUUUUAAAGUUCUGAUAAAGGAUUUGGCAUGCUUACAAUAUUGAAGAGACACUCGUUAAUGAAACAAUUAGUUGUCUUCACCCGUAUGCUGAGUUCUGUCAAGACCAUGGAACGCAAGGUUGUAGACAUCAUCACUGCUCCCCAGCAGUAUGAAGGCGGCGGAUUCUUGGUACGACGACCAAUUGGAGGUAAACUACCUCAGGUGGACCCAUUUGUUUUACUAGAUCAUUUUGGUCCUGCAGUUUUCAAGCCAGGGGAGGCGAUUGGAGCACCGGAUCAUCCACAUCGAGGAUUUGAAACAGUCUCAUACAUCAUAGAAGGCAGUAUGCAGCAUAAAGACUCUCUAGGAAACAAAGGUAAUUUAAAAUCUGGCUGGGUACAGUGGAUGACAGCUGGCAGCGGUGUUGUGCAUAGUGAAAUGCCGUCUGAUGAUAUCAUGAAAAAUGGUGGAAAAUUGGAGGGAUUUCAACUUUGGGUUAACCUUCCAGCUAAGGAUAAAAUGAUUGCACCCCGAUACCAAGAUACGCCAAAUGAAAAGAUCCCUGUGGCCACGACACCUGAUGGGAAAGUGAAAGUCAAAAUAAUUGCAGGGAAAUCACUAGGUGCAGAGGCAGUAAUAGAAACAAGGACCCCUAUAAUGUACCUGGAUAUCCGUCUUCAACCCGGAGCCAGAUUCACCCAAGAUGUUCCAGAAUCAUAUAAUGGAUUUGUGUAUGUCUGGAAAGGUGCUGGAUAUCUUGGAAAUGAUGAAAAAACAGCAAAUAUGGGACAAGUUGGAAUCCUUACAAGUGGUUCUGUAUUCACAGACUUGUUUGCCAGGAUGUGGGUGUCAGAAGUAAUACUGGUACACUGCAGGAUGUGGGUGUCAGAAGUAAUACUGGUACCACUGCAGGAUGUGGGUGUCAGAAGUAAUACUGGUACCAGUGCAGGAUGUGGGUGCCAGAAGUACCGGGUAAUACUGGUACCACUGCAGGAUGUGGGUGUCAGAAGUAAUACUGGUACCACUGCAGGAUAUUGUCAUGUGAUUCUGGCUGCUGGUGUGCCUUUAAAAGAACCAGUUGUACAGCAUGGACCAUUUGUAAUGAAUACAGAGACAGAGAUACAACAGGCAAUGAAAGAUUACAGAUCUGGUAAACUUGGAAGUAUACCAGGAAGUGAGGAACGCUUUGCACAGACAGAGGCUGCAAAACAAAAACAACAUAUAUCAGGCACCUGAAAGGAAUUAUGAAUAACUACAAUUUGGGCCCUAAAUUUAAAAAUGAAUGAAUUGAAAGUGAUAGAAAAUUCCAUGAUACACGCACAGAAAGAGUUUGUAUUUUAUGUAAUACCAAUUGUGUAGAGUAUCAUUUUUGCAUUAUCUGUCCAUUUUACCAAGAGUUCAGAUCUAAAUACAUUCCAAGUUAUUACUAUACAUUUCCCUCACCCGAAAAAUUUAUAUCGUUAUCACAAUUACAAAAUGUAGUAAUCUUGCUUAAUAUUUCUAAAUUUAUUUUUCUCGCCAC